This is a messenger RNA of Laccaria bicolor S238N-H82, 1524 nucleotides long. Its product is annotated as G protein-coupled receptor 89. Lineage: Eukaryota; Fungi; Basidiomycota; Agaricomycetes; Agaricales; Hydnangiaceae. The record is from RefSeq and is a predicted model, not a curated record. Gene Ontology annotation, cellular component: membrane. Bases 1 to 1524 code for a protein of 507 amino acids. The transcript has 10 exons.
AUGCGAUUGGUGACAGAAACCUUACUUUUGUGUCUUGCUAGAUUCUUUCUCUUCUUUGCAUGCCGGAAAUACCUUCUCCGAAGUCUGUACUCGGACUUGCAGUCGCUUUCGGCAGACUCGACACCGGGCGGGGGAGAGAGCACCCCAACUCACCAAGGAAAUGAAAUAGAAUUAGACUCGCUUCCACCACCUACAACGCAUACUCCGAAAUCGAGCAAGUUUUUCAAUGCGGGUACUACGUUUCUUCAUACAAUCGUCUCAAGAGCCAUAUUCUCCUGGAUGUUUGCGGAGAGUUGCACCAUGUUCUUCUUGCUAAUGCUUCAAGGAUUGGACAUACUUUCUCCUCGAACACGUCUAAUAAACUGGAGAUUUUCUCUGUUCUUUUUGAUGGCCACCAUCCUCGUUAUCAUCCCACUCUCCGUUAGUCUAUUACUCGCCCUUGGUGCUGGAGGAGGAGAUUCUAGAUCCUGCUUCAAAAGCCUACUUGGUCCACGUGUCGUAUUCAGUCUCGUCCCCGUCGUUCUUUACCUCUUUGCCCUCUCCUACAUCCCGCUGCCAGAAGCACUCUCAUCCUCAGAUAUCACGACAGCGGCCCUCUCCCGCUUAAUCGUGCUGGGCACAAUUAUCCUUGGCUUACUAUCCGGUUUCGGAGCAAUCAGUAGUUCUUGGCAGUAUCUUCCCUUCCUUUCCCGUGCUCAGAGCGUCCCAGGGAACCAAGAUGUGGACGCAUCCGAAUACGCCCUUGCCAGCAUCCGAAACGACUUGAGAACGAGAAGGGCAGAAGCAGAACGCAGAGCAGAAUCAAAGGUGGAAGGGAGCUGGUUCUCUCGUGUAGGAACAUCUUUUAGAGGUGGGGACAGUCUGACGCAAGAACUACUAGGCCUAGAAGCUCUCGAAUACCAGAUGAGCCGCAAGACUGAAUCAUUGCGGCAAAGACGGGAUGCUGCCAAAUACUCAAAAACUUUCAGAGGGAAGAUGUUCAACGUUGCUGCGCGCAUUUUCGCAGUGUAUUGCGUUGUCCGGUUUAUCAGCUCACUGUAUAACAUAACAUUCCUGCCGACUCGCCGUUCCUCAUCGACGACGACCUAUCCAGACUUGAUCACCGAUCUUCUUGCCCACAUCUUGUCGUCUGAAGUCAAGUUGGAGGAUGUCGCUUCGUUGUCGAGGCAGAUCAGCUUGGCGUUGGUAGGAGUCAUUAUUCUCACUAGCAUAAGGCUCGUUCUACGCGGAGUGACAAGAGCUCUACGUGUUACAAGUCGCAAUCUUGGGGCCUCGCUCAUGCUUCUGGUACUAGCCCAACUAAUGGGAAUCUACCUCCUCUCUACCGUAGUCCAAAUGCGCUCGUCAUUCCCACCACCACCCACCAAGCCAGACGCCGACGCGACCGUCACGAACCUCUUCUCCACCAUCCCCGAAUACGAGGUAUUUGGGUCCCUCUUCGACUGGUCAUUUCUAUCCUCCUUCGUAGCGUCUGCCUUUGUCCGAUGGGGCGCGGAGAGGGUGAACGGUGAUGACGACAGCUAA